Molecule: messenger RNA, 2055 nt
Organism: Trypanosoma grayi
Lineage: Eukaryota; Euglenozoa; Kinetoplastea; Trypanosomatida; Trypanosomatidae
Product: pumilio-repeat, RNA-binding protein
Exons: 1
Coding region: 1-2055 (684 amino acids)
Biological process (GO): post-transcriptional regulation of gene expression
Cellular component (GO): cytoplasm
Molecular function (GO): mRNA binding
Source: RefSeq, a predicted model, not a curated record
AUGGGGAAGAAAGCCACAUUUGAGCGAGCCCAUCAGCGGCAGGUGCGCCACACAAGGGAGCAGCGACAGCGAAAGUCAGCUGCUGUUAAGGCGAUGCGGCGUGGCGAGGAUGACUCUGGGCGUCUUAUUCAAUAUACGACCACGUGCAGAAGCCUCGUAACGGAUGAAAAGAAGGCUAUGCUUGUGGAGCAGUUUGCUCAAGCAUGCCGACUACCUGCCGCAUGUGAAGAUCUGUGCAUGCUGCUGCGUCAAGUAGCUGGAGAGUACAAACAAGCUGAGGCCACUCGCAAGCGCCUGCGGGAUGACAACGCCGUGAGCAAGGCAACUUUUGAAAGCAUAAUCGAUGCUUUUCUCCAGCUUGAACACCAAGCUGCCACUACGACAGAUGAAGACGAUGAGGAAGAACCAUUAACUCUUCUAGAGGAGGUUAUUCAGGAUGAAUGUGGGAGCCGUGUGGUGUGUGCCUUGAUAGCCGCUGUGGAUGCUUCUGCGAGCGAUGAGAAAAAGGCUUUGGUGCUUGAUGCUCUGAUUAAACUGUUCGAGGAGAAUGAAACUCUCUAUGAGCAUUAUGUUGCCUGUAAAGUAAUGAGUGCGUUGGUGCUGCAUGGUGAUCAUGCAAUUCAAGAACGGGUCCUGCAGGUUUUGAAGUACCACUCUGGAACAGUUGAACAACUGCAGUUACAGCUUCGAAAUCGUCAUUCAGCUGUUACGAUACAUCACCUCAUCGAGCAACUCCCUAUUGAAAGCAUUGCGUGGUUAAGCGACACGCUGUGUGCCACCGAUUGUAUUGGUGGAAAAAAGAAAAACAAAACUAAAAUGGUAUGUGAUGAUGAGGACAACCUUCAAGAGACAUUGAUUUCACUGAUUCUCGACCCCGUUGCAUCUCCAGUCAUGAGGGCGCUCUUCCUUCGCUCUGCCAAUCGUGCUGCAUUUCUGAGAAAGAUUGAAAUUACAACACUCCUCACGACCAAGCGAGGUUGUAAGUUCUUGCAGGAAACGUUAUCCCCUGAGCUACCGAAUUGGGCCCCUGAGGAAGCGAUGGCUACACUGGACGUGGUUAUGGCUGCUUGUGAGGCAAAUCUUGUCGAGAUGUGCACCUCUUCUGAUGCUAAUUUUGUUGUACAGGCUGUUAUUGGUCUUAUUCCACUUACAGGGGAUCCAACAGCUGUUGCAGUGCGUUUUAAAGGAAUUUUGAAUGUGAUAGGACCGCAUUUUUCUACCUUGUCGACGCAUUACAUUGGGGUGCAUGUGGUGGUGGCACUCGUCGGGGCAACGCUCUCGCUGUCCACGAAGGCUUUAGCCGAAGAAAUAGCAUCUAUGCUUGUCACGCGAAACAAUGUGGCCGAUAUAGUGCGCGAUCCUCAUGGCAGUCUGAUUGUGCGGAAGCUCUUGCCAUUGUGUGCUGUAAAAGACUCCAAGGUGGGGCAACUGCUUGCCAGUACCAUUGAAAAGGACAUGACAUCUUUGAUGUAUGACGCCAUUGGGAAUUUGACGGUGCAAGAAUACAUCAAGGUACGAGGCGCAGAAAAUCUUGCUCGCAGUUUGAUGAAGAGUGGUGAAGAGCUGGCAAGUAUGUGUCAGCAUGCAUAUGCCUCCCAUGUUGUUGGGUGUAUUUUUGAUAAUGUGGGAGCGUCGACACACUCAAGCCUCUGCAAUGCGUUGCGACCUCAUGUUGUUGUGUUGUCAAGGCAUGUGAAUGGACGGUUCGUUGUUGAGAAGGCGCUUGGUGCCAACCGCGACAUUUGUGAUCUCCUUCUCCGUCAUUUUACGGCGCUUGCAUGCGAAAAGGGAACACAGCAUGUUUUGUGCGCAUUGGUGUCGAAUUUGGAUCAGCGUGGCAAGCAGAAGGUGGUGGAUUUGAUCAUAUCUGGACUUACAGAGCUGUCCACCCAACAAUGUAGCUCGAUUGUUUUGCAAAAGCUCAUGCAGGCAGAUGAAGUGGUGCUGCAAGCAGUACAGAAGGAGCUGACGCAGAAGCCAAGGUUGCGAAACAAUCUUGCUCAAAACUUCUUUGGUAAGUUUGUUGUGCAAAUAACUGAUGCAGUGGGGAAUUGA